CAAUUCAGAAACAUCGACAACAGUGAUGGAGCGCGGCGACUUCUGUAUGGGACCAGGCUCGCUCAUGGGCACGGCUGGGUUCAAAUGGGCAGGACGUGACCCGAUGGACGACUGCUCUAUGCUGUGGCUCGAAGGCUGGGGACUGACAAGCUUUUCACGCGCCGUUCUGGCGUGUCUGUUCGUCUUCCUGCUUGCCGCGUUGUCCCAGUACUUGACGACGGCGAACGGCUGCCAGCUGCAGCAGUCGAAGGACUUCGCCAAGCGCCGCCUCGCCGCAGCCUUGGCGCAGAGAAGCAGAGGCUCGAGCUUCUACGAUCCAGAGCUUGGAACUGGCUGCGAUAAGAGCAGCAAGACAUGCAAACACGCCCAAGCGGCGGAAGAGUCGGCAGUGCAUCCUGAGAGACCGGAGCUACUGCAGGCUCUGGAGGCCAAGGCCGUGACGCGGUCAACGACAGAGCGCGCGCACCCAACGUCAGCCUCGUUGACGUUGAGGUGGACACCGACAACGUCCGUGAAGGUCGGCAACUGGGCGCACCUGUGUGACUCGCUGAUGCGCGGCGUAAGGAUUCUGCUCGCGUACCUGCUCAUGCUGGUAGUCAUGACUUACGACCUGACGCUCAUUUCCAGUAUCGUUGUGGGCUUCGUGGUCAGUUUCUUCGUGUUCGGCAAAGACACGGCCAAGGUGCCCGUGUCGGCCGACCCGUGUUGCUCUUAA
Molecule: messenger RNA, 715 nt
Organism: Phytophthora infestans T30-4
Lineage: Eukaryota; Oomycota; Peronosporomycetes; Peronosporales; Peronosporaceae
Exons: 1
Coding region: 26-715 (229 amino acids)
Biological process (GO): copper ion transmembrane transport
Cellular component (GO): membrane
Molecular function (GO): copper ion transmembrane transporter activity
Source: RefSeq, a predicted model, not a curated record